Messenger RNA from Myxozyma melibiosi, 1181 nucleotides. RefSeq names its product N-terminal domain of NEFA-interacting nuclear protein NIP30-domain-containing protein. The transcript is spliced from 2 exons. The record is from RefSeq and is a predicted model, not a curated record. Gene Ontology annotation, cellular component: nucleus. NCBI's taxonomy places the organism in Eukaryota, Fungi, Ascomycota, Lipomycetes, Lipomycetales, Lipomycetaceae. The coding region runs from base 123 to 953 and encodes 276 amino acids.
CUUCCUAUCCCAGAUACAAAGCUGAUACUUUCUCAACGCGUAAACCCUCCCUUCACCAAAACCAAACCUCCCAACCACGACCUUCACCACCACCACAUGAUCCUCUUCCUCUUAUAACCACCAUGUCCUCAGGCUUUGUAUCCUCGUCAAAGGGGAGUGCGACGUCGAGUAAUAAUGUGCCAUUAGGCUCCUCUUCUUCGUCGUCGGCCUCGUCACAGAGUAAUCCGCGGGCGGGCUUGGUGCCCCGGCAGAAACCGCCAGAGGAGAACGCAGACGAUCGGUCACUUUAUGAGAUUCUGCAAGCAAAUAAAGAGCGCAAGCAAGCAGAAUUCGAAGCCGCGGCCGCGGAGCGCAACCAGAUCCACAGACUGGACGAGGACGAGAUCGAGUUUCUGCAGUCCGUGGCCGAGAAGGAGCGGCGGAAGGAGGAGAUGCUUAAGAGUGAUGUCGAUCGGCAGCUGCGUGAGUUUCGGGAACGGCAGCGGGCGAAGGCGAGUAGUGGUGGGAGUGGGAGAGGGAGUGGGAGUGGGAGUGGGAGUGGGAAGGGAGGUGCGAAGAAGGGGAUUGAGAAGGAGGUGGAGGCGGAGAUGAAAGUAGGUGAGGAUGCGGACGAGGAGAAGAAAGUGCAGUCUACAGGCAACCCGCAUCUUGACGCGUUAGCAGCCGUGGGAGUCGACAUCUCCGCCUUUCAGAAAAAAUUCGUCUCCUCCUCCUCCUGCCCAUCUUCCUCUUCACAAAAAGCCACAACCACAUCCACACCCACCGAGGACACCCCCAAAAAACGCACACUGGAACCCGAAGACUCCGCCGCAGACGCGAAAAGCACGUCGACGCAGCAGCCGCCUGCGAAGAAGCAUGCGUCCGCGAUCGAUAAGUUGCUCGCGAGGAAGAAGAGCGGGACGGGGAAGUUGGCAAAGUUGGGCGGCGUGGUGGUGAAGAAGAAGAGCUCAUGACUUGGGUUGGGUUUGGAUGAUAUUGCAGGACUUGGAUGCGUUAUAUGGCAGGUGUAUUGAAGACUGCACUGCACGUAUACCUGCAACCCUCACUCUUCAUACUGGACGCAAAGAACCACGUUUUCGACAGAGUGCUGGUCUAGUACUAGACUACAGCCAUACUCGCGUACGGUACUACAGCGAUCGAAUGUACACGGCUCCAAGAGUGGGUGCAUUUUGGCUACGGUG